Oryzias latipes (Japanese medaka) is the source of this 3979-nucleotide messenger RNA. RefSeq lists its product as uncharacterized. NCBI's taxonomy places the organism in Eukaryota, Metazoa, Chordata, Actinopteri, Beloniformes, Adrianichthyidae. Gene Ontology annotation, molecular function: protein binding. The record is from RefSeq and is a predicted model, not a curated record.
AGAAAUGCACACACGUAUUUGCAAACUUCAAUUCUGAUCUGAGAAUUGUACUAAAGCCACUGAAAAAAACUGUAAUACCAUCUGCCGCCACCAGAUGGCGCUACAACGUCUAUUAGAAUUGAGGAUGUGAGUUGCAUUUCACAUUUGUCCAUCUCUACCAAUGAGUUUGGUGUGAAGAUCUCAGGGGAAGCUUGCCUACCUGCUGUCUCGUUUUCCAGAAGUCCAGCAGAUGACGCGGCUGCAGCCGCAUCGAUUAGGUUUCAGGUACUCCAACCCGCUGAAGGAGAACAAUAGAGGCCUGUCAGAGCAGAGUGGAAAAACAAAGAUCAGUGUCACCUCUGUAUAGACUUUCCUUAGGUGGUGUUUUUUUCUUUUCUUUUUUUUUCCUUCCAGAUAUUAGGCACCAUAAUAGGAAUUUAGGUCCUAACUGAAAACUUGUGCACAGGCUGGAGAAAGACUUAAUACUUCACAACCUCAUUUAUCACCCAUGCUUGGUUUCACCGACACUGUUGCUGCCCCCUUCCAAAGGAUAAAUUAAUGAAGUUGUGUCUAGCUCUACUGUAUGAUACAAGUACUUUUUCUAGGCAGAACAAUCCAUUGGGAAUGGAACCAUAUCAGAAAGCAUCAAUGAGGAAAAUCCGAAGAAACAGCAGCUCUGUGCUGCAGCAUCUGUUUUACCGAGGAGUUCACGGAGGAGGCAGGGACACUCCUAUGCCAGCUCUGCCAAGAGAUGAUAAAAUGGUCCAGUCCAUCGCCAGUCUGAUAAGAGCAAAGAGUAAACUGCUGCUGCUGGAAAAUCCAGACACAGUGGAGAUCUACAAGCUAGAUGAACCAACAGUUGGAUCUGAAAGACCAGGAAAAGGUCACUUUUAUCUUCCAGCCAUCACAACUAAAGCUUCAAGUCUGAGCUCCAUCAGAGGGGCUCUGAGUCAGUCCUGCCCUUACCUGUACGACAAGCGGCGAGGGUCGCUCUCGUCCGUUGCUUCGCACAGAACCGGAGAUCACUCAGGGAAACAGCAGAGCCACCUCAAAGCAAAAAAAGAAGCCAAGAAAUCCAAUGUGACGGUGACCAUGACCUACCUGGGUCAACGCCAUCGAGGAUCAAACUCAGAGGUCACUCGAGAUGAGCUGAAAGUGCUUCAGCAAGUCACCGGAGGAGAGAACAUUUGUGUCUUCAAAGGCCUGAUCACUCGCGGCGAACAGUUCCAGUUUGUGUCUCAGAGGCACAUCGGUUACCCCUUCAGUGCCUCCAUAUACAUUAACGGCAUCAUGGUGACCAGAAUCAGCUCCUGCUGUGAGUACCGCUAUGCUCCCGGCUUUCAGCAGGGCAGGAAGAGCUUCUUCAGACUGACUUGGCUGGCUGGUGGGACGCCCUGCUACAGAUGUACGAGCCUUCGAAACAAAUCCAGCUCCUUCCAGCAGCUGAACAACGGCACAAAGGAAAAUGUAAUUCUCCCUCUUGAGAAGAAAACUGGCAAUGGGGCCGUCGAUUCGUGCCCGUCGUCCCCUCUUUUCAUCCCAGCCAAGCCUGUGAAGAAAUCAGCACGAAGGACAAAAAAACACAUCAAGGAAAGCAUUGGAGCAUCCACUGACAGUGAAGACCUCGCUGUAGCUGGAACUAAAGAGACGUCAGAAAGGAAAAGACGCAAAGGUCAAAGUAAUCAGCGGGGGAGCAAAGACAAGGCGGCUGGAUGUAAAGAGGGGGACGGGGGCCAAGACAGAAAAGGCUCUGAGGGGUCAACAGUGACGGAGACAUUUGGAGAGAAGACAAGACACAGAAAAGAUUCAAAACCAGCUGGUAAUGCUGCAGUCCCGCUAACAGACGAGGCUUACAAGAACCCAGCAGGACAUUUGCAGCCAACCAGGAUCAAGAAACUGACCGACUCCAUGAAUGGAAAGCUUGUGACUGUUAUUGAAAAGAAAGGAGGCCAUAUUGAUCCACUGCCGGAUGAGGAAGCGCCGACGAAGGAGAACAAAGAAAAAGAGGCAGAAGGGAAAAACAGAGAUGGGGAAAGACUGAGGGAUUUCUAUGAGGAGUGCGUGGAAAUGAGCGCAGCGUUGAAGCGAGGCCCAAACAAACACCGGUUGAAGGCAAGCAUCCUGGAAAGGUGCCGGCUUCAGAAAAGUCUUUCGUCGAGCCCCAAAGCCCAGAGCUCAGAUGUGGAGCUCAGUGCAGAAAGUGACAACCCUGUGCAAGCUGACGGUGAGCGUGAGGAGGAAGAGGACACGGCACGCCACAGCGAGAAAAAAGAGGAGCCUGUUAAAGAAAAAGACCUGGAGGCACAGCUUGAUGCCAUGAUGAGCGUCCUGAAAACAUCUGAUGAGGUGGAUCAGCUGGUUCUGAGGAACACGGGCCUCACAGAUGACCUGCUGUUGAGUCUGGCCACGGUGCUGAAGGGAAGCCCAUCCCAGGUCAAGAUGCUCAACCUCAACCUCAACACCAUAGGACCGUACGGCGCCCACAUCCUGCUGGAGGUUCUGAGGGUGAAGCCACACAUUAGAGGCUUGCAUUUAUUUGGAAACCGCCUGCGUGACCACGGCCUGCUGACCCUUUUGACUGGAAUAGCCGAACUCCAGGAGCAAACCGCAGCGACUGCAGCUUCCAUCCAUCAAGCGCUGCUUUUCCCCUCGGAGCAGGGCGUGAUGCUGCAGCUCCCCACUGGGUGGAGCUCUUUUGAGGUUUUCACUCUUCUGGAGCUGGACAUUGGUGGAAAUGGGUUGAACAGUGAGGGGGUGAGGGUGAUUGCAUCGUACAUGAGAUCCCACUCACACCUCCAGUAUUUGGGCCUGGCUCAGACCAGCAGCGCAGACCUGGCUGCCUGGAAGGAGCUUUUCGAGAGUCUGAAAGGAAACGGCGCUCUCGCUCACAUCAUCUUAGAUGAGAACAAUCUGGGCGACCCCGGAGUCCGGCUGCUGGCAGACAUGCUGAAGGAGAACCCCAGUCUGCGGCAGGUGGACCUGGACAGGAACGACAUCAGCGAUGUGGGAGGAAAUGACAUCAUGGGAGCGCUGCUGUGCAGGACGCACUCCCCGCUGAGCCACCUGAGCCUGGAGGAGAACAGCAUCAGUGCAGGACUGAUGAGCAGGAUACAGGAGCAGGUACAGGACUCCUGCAGAGGCUGAGGCAGGGACCUGAACAAGUGUUUAUUCUUAGGAUACAUCUGACCGUCACAUGAGCUCACACCAAGGUCUCCUCCUUCCUAAAAGCGUGGCCAGCAAACGCUUCAUCUCUGGGAGAGUAGGAGGCGUGUUUGCUUCCAGGUCGCUCUGCGGUCUGGAGGCAUUUUCAAAGACACCUUUCUUUUGUGUGUCGAGGUCUUCACAUUCUGCGUCCUGACUCCACACCUACCUUCCUGAGCUAACGCCAGCAUCAAGUCAUUUUAUUCAAUCAUUUUCCAUCUUCUUAUAUAUAUAUAAAAAAAAACUGUGAUUCAUUCCACCCAUGGUAUUUACAAGUGGAUGUUGCUCCCACGCAUGGCCCGUUCCUGUCAGAACAUUUCAGCAGCCAUCACCUUUCACCGCUUCCACAAAAUCAGAGGACUGUUACAGAAGGCUACCCUCCACCAAAUUCUCUCCUUUUACAGGUCUUGUCUCCGAGACAGAGCUUCAAUUCACAGCCAGAGCAUGAAAAGGAGAAGAAAAAAAAAAGAAUCUGGAUUUUAAAGCCGUCAUCUCAUGGUUCCAUCAACGCAGAUGUUCUGUGAACAAGCAGAGCUGUGAUCAAAGGUUGUCAGAGUGGUAAUUAUCUGCUCCUCUCAGGGUUGCCAGAAGUGAUUCAGCUGAAACAUUUACAGUCUUUGUAAAUUCCUCUCUGUGGAACCCCGAUAAAGAUGCUUCCUGAACCUGCAGGAGGAUGACAGAUAAAUGAGACCUUGACGAUUGCAUCUGCAGAAGUUACCCUGCUUUUCCACAUCAAGCUCAUUAGGCUUCUCCCUUUUUGCAACUUUUAUGCAUCAAAAUAAAGACGGUUUUCAGCCUA